This is a messenger RNA of Prosopis cineraria, 1525 nucleotides long. RefSeq lists its product as uncharacterized. Lineage: Eukaryota; Viridiplantae; Streptophyta; Magnoliopsida; Fabales; Fabaceae. The transcript has 3 exons. The record is from RefSeq and is a predicted model, not a curated record. Bases 392 to 1300 code for a protein of 302 amino acids.
UACCCAGUUGUGAAUUCGCUUCAUGCACAGCCAUUUCAGGGCUUCUUCUCUCAUCCCCCCAUGUGCUUAAAGUAGCCUUUCCUUCGCUUUCUUUUCACUGCCCAUUACGCUGUAUUCCCUAGGGGAAAAAAAAAAUUCCAUUCACUCACUUUAGUUAUUAUUGAGCUUAGUCUCUUCACACAAACAGAAUUGACAGGUAGAGCAAAUCUACCUUUCGCCUUCUCUUUCUACUCUCUCCUUCGUAUUCACGCUGAAGAUAUAGAUACCAGCUAAAGAAUGAUCUGGUCGCUUGAGUUCAACUCGAAUCGGCAGAGAACCAGGUUGCCGCUCGUCGAAACCACAGAGAGAAAUUAGAUUAGAGUUCACACUCCAGUUUCCUGAGCGUGUUAUCAUGAGGGAAUUUCCUUCUUGUUUUGGCGAGAAUGGUGUUCAGGUUGCUGAUUCAUCCUCGUCAAGCACCGCCUCAAGAGCAGCCCAAAAUGUAGUGACUUGUGUCUAUCAGUGUAAAUUUCGCGGCCGUUCUUGCUUAAUCACGGUUUCAUGGACCAAAAACCUGAUGGGUCAAGGCUUGAGUGUUGGAAUAGACGAUCUAGGCAACCAAUGCCUGUGUAAGGUUGAUAUAAAGCCAUGGUUGUUCUCUAAAAGGAAAGGGUCGAAGAAUCUGGAGGUCGAUUCCAGCAAAAUCGACAUAUUUUGGGACCUGAGCUGCGCAAAAUUCGGUUCAGGGCCAGAGCCAUUGGAGGGAUUUUACCUGGCCGUCGUGUUCAACCACGAGACGGUGUUACUCCUCGGGGAUCUGAAGAAGGAAGCAAACAGGAAGAUUGAGAGUGACUACGCUCGCUCCGACGCUGUUUUCAUAGCGAAGAGAGAACACAUUUUUGGGAAGAAGUUUUACGGAGCAAAGGCUCAAUUUUGUGAUAAAGGGCAAGUGCACGAUGUGACGAUAGAGUGCGACACAGUGGGGCUCAAGGAUCCUCGUCUGGUCAUACGAAUCGAUAGUAAGAUGGUGAUGCAGGUGGAGAGACUGAAGUGGAAGUUCAGAGGAAACCAUACCAUAUUGGUGGAUGGUGUUCCUGUGGAAGUGUUCUGGGAUGUACAUAACUGGCUGUUUGGGAAUGCCAUGGGCAAUGCAGUUUUUAUGUUCCAGAGCUGCAUUCCCGCUGAGAAGCUAUGGCCAGCCCACUCUGUCUCGGAUCCUUCUGUCCUGAAAUGGGCUUACUCUCAACAGUUUAGGGAUUCCCAGUUGCAAGGUUUCAAUUAUGAUGUGAUCCCAUUACGUGAUGAUGCUUCUACAGCGUAAUCGUCCCUUCUCUUCUUUUUCUUCGCAUUCCUCUCUUCAAUCGCAUGCCUUUCCUGCCCUUCAUAUAUUCCUAGGAUAAUUUAGUAAUAUAGACUAGUAUUUUUCAUGUUUGAAUUGCAUAGUCUGCUUAAGCAUGAGCUUUAUACUGAUUAAUUCCAUUUUACAUGUGUACAUGAUGUUGGUGAUGAACUCGGGCAAGAGAAACCAAUCCGUAAAUUCUCUGUU